Molecule: messenger RNA, 408 nt
Organism: Parnassius mnemosyne (clouded apollo)
Lineage: Eukaryota; Metazoa; Arthropoda; Insecta; Lepidoptera; Papilionidae
Source: the annotation of a GenBank genome assembly
AUGGUAAAAGCUACUCUUAUGGAUAUUGUACGGCAACACAAACAUGAACACUGCGACAAGUAUGCCGUGGACGAGAUGGCAGCGGAGCGUGGAGUCACUGUUUUACGUUUGCCUCCUUACCAAUGUGAGCUCAAUCCCAUUGAGCUGAUUUGGGCGCAGGUCAAAGAGUAUGUUGCAAGAAACAACAAGACCUUCAAAAUGAAAGAUAUAAAAAAACUUUUCGAAGAAAGACUAAAUGAAGUGACUGCCGAAAAGUGUAGUAGCUGCGUGGCUCACAUAAUAAAAGAAGAAGACAAAAUGUUUAUUCUCGACCACAUGAUCGAUAGUGUCUCAAACAAGUUUAUAAUAAAUUUACUGACAGUGACAGUGAUGAUAUUAUAUCUGAUGACGAUGAAUAAAAAAAUGUAA